CCAAAUAAUUAAUUUUAUUGGUGACGUAAGCACUUUCCAUCCAUCCAUGGAUGUGUACACUUUUCAAUCUUUCUCUCCUCCACAGCAUCUUCUCCUUGCAACAGUAGCUGCAGUCAUUGGACCACUCCUCUUACUGUUUGCUUGGAGUUGCUCAAAAUGGUUGAGCCAGCAGAGACUACCUAAUCCUCCUCCUUCCAAGAAGGGCUGGAUCCCAUGGCUUGGGGUGGGACUCCAGUUUGGUAAAGCUCCACUUUAUUACAUCAAGAGAGUUCAUGAAGAAUUAGGUGAUAUUUUUACAAUUUAUGCAGUUGGAAAGAGAAUGACAUUUUUAUUGGAUUAUAAAGACAGUUCCACUUACUUUAAGACACCGUCUGCAAGCUUCAAGGAAGCAGCAAUAGACUUCACAACAGCAGCUGCAAGCAUAGAGCCAACUUCGUUCAGUGAGCAUCAUACAAAAAUUCAUGAUAUAUUCAAAGGACAACUAACAAUGCAUCACUUGGAUCCUCUCUGUCAAGAGCUUUCUCUCUCAUUUUAUCAUGAGAUCCUCUUACAAGUGAGGGAAAGGGAAGGACAAGAAGUGGAAAUGGAGCUGAUGGAUUUUGUAAGGAAGACAAUGUUUGGACCAGUUGUGAAGCAACUUUUUGGACAGAGCAAUCUUCAGUUAUCAGAGGAAGAAAUUAAAUCAAUGCUAACCAAUUUCAUAAAAUAUGAUGCUGACUUUAAAUAUGCCCAAUUACCAGCUAUAUUUAAUAGAGAAUGGGGUAGUACCAAAGAAUAUUUGUUAAACAUAAUGAAGAAGGUAGUUGGAAGGGUCCCGAAACAAGCAGACUGUUUAAAGCAUGCUGCAGAACACAUUAUUAGUGCAGUAGAUCCAGCCAAUGCUCCAGGCUAUUCACUCAUGGUAUUGUGGGCUUCACAAGCUAAUGCUAUACCAAUCUCAUUCUGGACUCUAUCAUUUAUUCUAUCACAUCCAAACGUUUACAAAAAGAUAAAAGAGGAGCUAAAAGAAUGGCCUCUCUUUCAAAAAGAUAUGAUGAUAUUUGGAAUUAAUGUUGCAGAUGAGACUAGUUUUAAUGCAGUAAAGGAGGAAGAUCUAAAGGCAGCUCCACCAACCAUCAAAAGGGCUAUACUUGAAGCAAUUAGACUCAGAUCUCCAGGAAUGAUAGCAAGAAAAGUCACAGAACCAAUAAAAAUAAAAGAAUACACAGUACCAGCUGGACACUACCUAAUGAUGUCACCAUACCACAGUCAUAGAAACCAAACUUAUUUUCCCGAUCCAGAGACUUUUAAUCCAGAGAGAUGGUUAGAGUGUGAUAUUGAUAAGAACCAGUUCCUUCCUGGAUUCAUUGCAUUCGGUGGAGGACGCUACCAAUGUCCAGGAAGGUGGUUUGCACUAAUGGAGCUACACUUGUACAUAUCAAUGAUCCUCAAGUUGUUAGAUAUGACAUUAAUAGAUGAGGUUCCCAAACCAAGCCCACUGCAUUUAACUGGCAGUCAACAGCCAGAAGGAUCAUGUUUCGUGAAGAUUAAACUGAAAUAAAAUUAUUACUAUAUACUGUACAUAAAUAUAAUUUAUAGCGAUUUGUUUAAAGUAUGUUUGCUUGUGUUCCGUCUUACAAAGUGAA
Amphimedon queenslandica is the source of this 1625-nucleotide messenger RNA. RefSeq names its product 24-hydroxycholesterol 7-alpha-hydroxylase-like. Gene Ontology annotation, biological process: bile acid biosynthetic process; cholesterol homeostasis. The record is from RefSeq and is a predicted model, not a curated record. The transcript is spliced from 13 exons. Bases 47 to 1540 code for a protein of 497 amino acids. Gene Ontology annotation, molecular function: iron ion binding; steroid hydroxylase activity; heme binding. Lineage: Eukaryota; Metazoa; Porifera; Demospongiae; Haplosclerida; Niphatidae.